GAAAAAGAGGUCAAAUGACAAGCUGGUAACGAAAAACGUCUGGUUUUGUCAGAAGAAGAGGAGCCGCCCGAAACACACCAAACAGCAGAAACCGUCGUGGUACAAUCUGUGACAAGUGUCCUUUGGCUUGGCAUCCAUAGGCCACCGCCAUCAGCAGUCCAAUACAGUGACCUGACCUCCACGCGAAGCCACCACCACAACUCCACAAGAUCUAGAACCUAAGAACCUGCAGAGGAGAGGAAGAGGAGCUUGGGGAGGAGAUGGCCGGCGCCGAGGGCGAGAGGUGGGUGGGGCUAGCAACGGACUUCUCGGAGGGGAGCCGGGCGGCGCUGCGGUGGGCGGCGGCCAACCUGCUGCGAGCCGGCGACCACCUGCUGCUGCUGCACGUCAUCAAGGAGCCCGACUACGAGCAGAGCGAGGCCAUCCUCUGGGAAUCCACCGGCUCCCCGUUGAUUCCCCUCUCGGAAUUCUCUGACCCUAUCAUUGCGAAGAAAUAUGGAGCAAAGCCGGACAUAGAAACCUUGGACAUCCUGAACACUACAGCUACCCAGAAGGAUAUCGUGGUGGUUGUGAAAGUCCUGUGGGGUGAUCCGCGUGAGAAGCUCUGUCAAGUUAUCCAUGAUACCCCGCUGAGCUGCUUGGUUAUAGGAAGCAGGGGCCUUGGCAAGCUCAAGAGGGUGCUCUUGGGAAGUGUCAGCGACUAUGUUGUGAACAAUGCAACCUGCCCUGUCACCGUCGUCAAGUCAACAAGCACCGAAGGUUGAUCUUAUCGCCGAGAUGCCUGGAUGUGAUGUUGUAAUAAAGAUGGUUGGCCUGAUGAAGAACAUGCACUAGUUUCUAGCUAUUUGAAACAUGUUGAACGAGGCAAUUCUAAUGUAAUAAUAAUAGACAAAGUGCCUUAUGAAGGACAUGGUUGACAUGCCUUUGUUGCUGUAUGAGUGAUGUUUAUAGUUUUGAGGGUUUGAAGAUGUGGAUCAUUUGCCUAUUA
This is a messenger RNA of Zea mays, 988 nucleotides long. RefSeq lists its product as uncharacterized. Lineage: Eukaryota; Viridiplantae; Streptophyta; Magnoliopsida; Poales; Poaceae. Bases 261 to 764 code for a protein of 167 amino acids. The transcript has 4 exons. The record is from RefSeq and is marked validated.